UUGAAGCAAGCUUUAGAAAAGUAUGAAGUGAGAUUCAUAAAUCUGGAACAGAGAGAUAAAGAAAAGAUCAACCUUAUUGCUAAACUAGAUGAUGACAUCAAGGAAAUCAAACAAUCGAAAGCUAAUACCAGUUCUAUCGAGAAUUCUGAAAACGCUCCUGAACAAUUGUUUAAAGAGUGUAAGUAG
Molecule: messenger RNA, 186 nt
Organism: Acaulospora colombiana
Lineage: Eukaryota; Fungi; Glomeromycota; Glomeromycetes; Diversisporales; Acaulosporaceae
Source: the annotation of a GenBank genome assembly